Molecule: messenger RNA, 2904 nt
Organism: Cynocephalus volans (Philippine flying lemur)
Lineage: Eukaryota; Metazoa; Chordata; Mammalia; Dermoptera; Cynocephalidae
Gene: MYOCD
Product: myocardin
Exons: 13
Coding region: 175-2904 (909 amino acids)
Biological process (GO): smooth muscle cell differentiation; positive regulation of transcription by RNA polymerase II; cardiac muscle cell differentiation
Cellular component (GO): nucleus
Molecular function (GO): transcription coactivator activity
Source: RefSeq, a predicted model, not a curated record
UUACGACUUCAACAGAGAAGGACCCAGGAACAGCUGGCUAACCAAGGCAUAAUACCACCACUGAAAAGUCCGACUGAAUUCCAUGAGCAAAGAAAAAAUUUGGAUAGUGACAAGACUGAAGAUUCCCUGAAGCGCAAGGCCAGAAACAGGUCCAGCCGAGCCGACUUGGUUAAUAUGCACAUACUCCAAGCCUCCACUGCAGAGAAGUCCAUUCCAACCACUCAGAUGAAGCUGAAAAGAGCCCGACUCGCAGAUGACCUCAAUGAAAAAAUUGCUCUCCGACCAGGGCCGCUGGAGCUGGUGGAGAAGAACAUACUCCCUGUGGAUUCUGCUGUGAAAGAGGCCAUAAAAGGUAACCAGGUGAGUUUCUCCAAAUCGGCGGAUGCAUUCGCCUUUGAAGAGGAGAGCAGCAGCGAUGGGCUUUCUCCAGAUCAGACCAGAAACGAAGACCCGCAGGGCUCAGCGGGAUCCCCCCCAGAUGCCAAAGCCUCAGAGACCCCUUUGGCAGGCCCUCUGGGGACAAUCCAGGAUCUUGCUUCUGGCUCAGAAAAUGAGAGGAGUGACUCAGCCUCACAGCCCGGCAACCAGUCAGACACAGGGAAGCAGGGGCUCGGUGCUCUCAGUGGCCCCACCCCCGUGCAUGCUGCUGUCAAGGCCAAGUCCUUGGCUGACAGUAAGAACCGCCACAAAAAGCCCAAGGACCCCAAGCCGAAGGUGAAGAAGCUCAAAUACCACCAGUACAUUCCCCCAGACCAGAAGGCAGAGAAGUCCCCUCCGCCCAUGGACUCCGCCUACGCCCGGCUGCUCCAGCAGCAGCAGCUGUUCCUGCAGCUCCAGAUCCUCAGCCAGCAGCAGCAGCAGCAGCAGCAGCACCGAUUCAGCUACCCCGGGAUGCACCAAGCUCAGCUGAAAGAACCAAACGAACAGAUGGUCAGAAAUCCAAACUCUUCUUCAACACCGCUGAGCAAUACCCCUUUGUCUCCCGUCAAAAACACUUUUUCUGGACAAACUGGUGUCUCUUCUCUCAAACCAGGCCCACUCCCACCUAACCUGGAUGAUCUGAAGGUCUCCGAAUUAAGACAACAGCUUCGAAUACGAGGCUUGCCCGUGUCAGGCACCAAAACGGCCCUCAUGGACCGGCUCCGACCCUUCCAGGACUGUUCUGGCACCACCGUGCCGAACUUCGGGGACAUCACGACGGUCACCUUCCCCGUGACACCCAACACGCUGCCCAAUUACCAGUCCUCCCCCUCGGCCGGGGCCUUAUCCAAUGGCUUCUACCACUUCGGCAGCACCAGCUCCAGCCCCCCCAUCUCCCCGGCCUCGUCCGACCUGUCUGUGGCCGGGUCCCUGCCGGACACCUUCAACGACGCGUCCCCGUCCUUCGGCCUGCACGCGUCCCCGGCGCACGUGUGCACGGAGGAGAGUCUCCUGAGCAGCCUCAACGGGGGCUCUGUCCCCUCCGAGCUGGACGGGCUGGACUCCGAGAAGGACAAGAUGCUGGUGGAGAAGCAGAAGGUGAUCAACGAGCUCACCUGGAAACUCCAGCAGGAGCAGAGGCAGGUGGAGGAGCUGAGGAUGCAGCUGCAGAAGCACAAGAGGAGCAGCUGCGCGGAGAAGAAGCCGCCGCCCUUCUUGGCUGCACCCAUCAAGCAGGAGGACGCCGUCUCCAGCUGUCCUUUUGCGUCCCAGCAGGUAUCUGUGCAAAGACAGAACAGCUGCUCGGAGAGUCAGCCCCCGGCCUGCGAGGCUGCUCCGCUCCUGCCCCUUGGAAAAGCUCACGGCGGGGAGUCCGCAGGUCAAAGCAACGUCCUUGCUUCCACGUUCCUCAGCCCCCAGUGCUCCCCCCAGCAUUCGCCCCUUGGGGCUGUGAAGAGCCCGCAGCACAUCAGUUUGCCCCCGUCGCCCAACAACCACUACUUCCUACCCGCCUCUUCCGGGGCGCAGGGGGAAGGCCACAAGGUCUCCUCACCCGCCGGCAGCCAGGUGUGCACCACACAGAAUUCAGGGGCGCACAAUGGCCAUCCUCCAAGCUUCUCUCCGCAGUCUUCCAGCCUCCACCCUCAUUUCUCUGGAGCCCAGGCAGACAGCAGUCACAGUGCUGGGGGCAACCCUUGUCCCCAAAGCCCAGGUAUACAGCAAAAGAUGGCUGGUUUACACCCUGCUGAUAAGGCAGGGCCAAAGUUUCCAAUUCCAUCCCCAACUUUUCCUAAGUCAAAUUCAGCAGCGUCAGAGAUAACACAGCCUCCCUCAUAUGAAGAUGCCGUAAAGCAGCAAAUGACUCGGAGCCAGCAGAUGGAUGAACUCCUGGACGUCCUCAUUGAAAGUGGAGAAAUGCCAGCUGAUGCCAGAGAGGAUCACUCAUGUCUUCAAAAAGUCCCAAAGAUACCUGGGCCUUCCCGAAGCCCUGCUGCUGUCCUUGCCAAGCCCUCAGCUUCCUUCGAACAAGCGUCCUCUGGAGGCCAGCUCCCCUUUGACCAUUAUGCCACCGAUAACGAGGAGCAUCUGGAAGUCUUAUUAAAUUCCCAGAGCCCCUUAGGAAAGGUGAGCGAUGUCACCCUUCUAAAAGUUGGAAACGAGGAGCCUCCUUUUGAGGGGAUAAUGGAUGGAUUCUCGGGGAAGGCUGCAGAAGACCUCUUCAGUGCUCACGAGAUCUUGCCAGGCCCCCUGUCCCCGAUGCAGACACAGUUUUCACCCUCUUCUGUGGACAGCCAUGGGCUGCAGUUAAGCUUCACUGAAUCUCCUUGGGAAACCAUGGAGUGGCUGGACCUCACGCCACCAAGUUCCACACCAGGUUUUAGCUCCCUCACCACGAGCGGCCCCAGCAUCUUCAACAUUGAUUUCCUGGAUGUCACGGAUCUCAAUUUGAAUUCCCCCAUGGACCUUCACUUGCAACAGUGGUAG